Molecule: messenger RNA, 5133 nt
Organism: Phyllostomus discolor (pale spear-nosed bat)
Lineage: Eukaryota; Metazoa; Chordata; Mammalia; Chiroptera; Phyllostomidae
Gene: FOXRED2
Product: FAD dependent oxidoreductase domain containing 2
Exons: 9
Coding region: 687-2756 (689 amino acids)
Molecular function (GO): flavin adenine dinucleotide binding; monooxygenase activity
Source: RefSeq, a predicted model, not a curated record
GGGCGGUCUCCGCGGCGCCAGCCGGCUCAGCCCACCCGGGCCUCACUCUCUGCGCGCUGCCGGCGGAUCCGCUGCGAGGUGCGAACGCCGGGAAGGGGAGAAGGUCGGUCCCCCAUAGAGGCCCGAGCUGCGGGCGCGGGCACCGCGCACGCGCGGGGAGCGGCUCCGAGAGAGGGCGCGUCCGCGUGGCUGCAGGUGUGCUGGGCAUCUCUGUCGCGUGGCGGAAGAGACCGGGGGCACCUGACUUGGGUUGGGGUCUGCGCAGGCCACACCUCUUUCAUGCCCCAGCCGGAGAGCAGGGGCGUGGCCAAAGACACUUAAUAGCCCUAGGGCUCCUCUAGUCUGCGGAGGACCCCAAGGGGUGUUGGAUAUCCUUCAAAUUAGGGAGAAAAUGGAGGAGCACCCACCUUCUUACCGCCAUGGCAAGGAGUGGGCUGGUACCCCGGGAAUCGAGGCCCUGAAGGGGACGGAGGAGGUGGGGGUUCCUGGAGGGAGCUCCAGAUCCAAGCUUGAAACGCUUCCCAGCGAAUGAGCUCAGAAGUCCUUGGGUUCUGGUCCUGCCUCCUCCCCAAGUAGCAGUGAGCGCUCAGGCAAGCCUCUGCCUCUUUCCAGGCCCCAUUCCUCACUCAUCACCUGGGGCCACAGGCCAUCUGGUCCGAGGCCUCACUCACCUGGUCUGCCGCAGAAUGGGCCUCUCCUCCUUGACCCCAGUGUGGGGUUCCCCGGGGCUGCUCCUAACCAUCGCCCUCUACCCGGCUCUCACCUUGUACCCUGCUAAGACCUUAGCAUCCACACACCGGGACUACUGUGUCCUGGGCGCCGGGCCCGCGGGCCUGCAAAUGGCCUACUUCCUGCAGCGAGCCGGGAGGGACUACACGGUGUUCGAACGCGCCGCGGAGCCUGGCAGCUUCUUCACGCGCUACCCCCGGCACCGUAAGCUCAUCAGCAUCAACAAGCGGUACACGGGCAGGGCCAACGCCGAGUUCAACCUCCGCCACGACUGGAACUCUCUGCUCAGCCACGAUCCCCGGCUGCUCUUCAGACACUACUCCGACGCCUACUUCCCCGACGCCAGCGACAUGGUGCGCUACCUGGGCGACUUCGCGACCAGGCUGGGGCUGAGCGUGCUCUACAACACAACCAUUGCCCACGUCACCCUGGAGAAGGCUCGGCAGGCCUGGAAUGGCCAUUAUUUCAUCCUGACUGACCAGAGGGGCCAGACGUACCAAUGCAGCGUCCUUCUCGUCGCCACCGGUUUGUCAGUCCCCAACCUGGUGGACUUCCCCGGCUCCGAACACGUGGAGGGUUACGAGUCUGUGUCCGUGGACCCCAAGGACUUUGUGGGUCAGAAUGUGCUGAUCCUGGGCCGAGGGAACUCGGCCUUCGAGACUUCAGAGAACAUCCUGGGUGUCACCAAUUUUAUCCACAUGCUAAGCCGCUCCCGAGUCCGGCUCUCCUGGGCUACGCACUACGUGGGAGACCUAAGGGCCAUCAACAACGGCCUGCUGGACACCUACCAGCUGAAGUCCCUGGACGGGUUGCUGGAGUCCGACCUGGCGGAUCUGGCCGUGGUGAAGGACCACAAGGGCAAGUUCCACAUCACCCUGAGGUUCUACGUGGAGGAGGGCAACCAGAGUGCCGAAGCCAUCACCCUCCCCCAGGAUGACAGUGACAACUUCGCCAUGCGCGUGGCCUACGACCGGGUCAUCCGCUGCCUGGGCUGGAACUUCGACUUCUCCAUUUUCAACGAGUCCCUCCGGCUGUCUUCAGGGGGCGAGUUCAGCAAGAAGUACCCACUGAUCAAGGCUAGCUACGAGUCCAAAGGAAGCCGUGGCCUCUUUGUCCUGGGCACGGCCAGCCACUCUGUGGAUUACCGGAAAUCUGCCGGGGGCUUCAUCCAUGGGUUCCGAUACACAGUGCGUGCUGUUCACCGGCUACUGGAGCACCGCCACCACGGCGCCGCCUGGCCCUGCACCGAGCACCCCAUCACACAGCUGACCAGCUCCAUCCUCCGGCGCGUGAACGAGGCUUCUGGGCUCUACCAGAUGUUCGGCGUGCUGGCCGACGUGGUGCUGCUGAAGGAGAAUGCCACAGCCUACGAGUACCUGGAGGAGUUCCCCGUGCAGAUGGUGGCCCAGCUGGAGGCGAUCACAGGAAGGAAAGCCAGGCAUGGGCUCUUCGUCGUCAACAUGGAGUACGGCAGGAAUUUCUCGGGACCCGACAAGGACGUCUUCUUUUAUGAACGGUCCGUGGGGCACACGGAGGACGCCUGGCGGUCUAACUUCCUCCACCCCGUCAUCUACUACUACAGGCACCUCCCCACCGAGCAGGACGUGAGGUUCCGGCCCGCGGAGUGGCCCCUGCCUCGGCCCACGGCCAUCCACCACAUCGUGGAAGAUUUCCUGACAGACUGGACCGCCCCAGUGAACCACAUUUUACCGCUGAGGCGCUUCCUGGAGAACUGUUUGGACACUGACCUGCGAAGCUUCUAUGCAGAGUCCUGUUUCCUGUUCGCCCUGACACGCCAGAAGCUGCCGCCCUUUUGCCAGCAGGGGUACCUGAGAACGCAGGGGCUGGUGGGAACCAGAAGCCUCCGGCAGCACAGAGUGGACAGCGGGCUGCUGCAGGACUAUGCCACUGCAGGCAAGCGCGCAGAGGACAGUGGCCAGUGGCCUGGCUACCAAGGGCCAGGAGACCAGCCCCAGGCUCCAGGGCCUCUGGUCCAGCCCCUGAACAGCGACAGGGAGGAGCUGUGAUGCGCAGGUUCCCCACCUCACCCCAGGCCACAGUCAGCCUGCCCUCCCUGCAGGCCCACGCCCCCACCGAUGUGUGAUUGCCAAAGACCACUCGGACCAUUGCAGGGGCUGCACCAAAGCCACACAGAGGGCAGGUAGAGGCUAGGGGUGGCCGUGCAGCAGUCUCCUCCCCUCCUGUGGGGUCCAUAGGUGCCUGGGAGGUGGGGCCCACAGGAGGGCACCCUCUGCCAGGUAGGAGCAGCCUUGCACAGCCGGGCUUGUCUGUAAGUGCAUGGUCACUGGGCACCAGGCUGCCCUCAGUUCUGCCUCCAUCAGGGUCCCAGAGGUUCCUUUUCCUCCUGGUCCACUCUUCAAAUGGGCCCAAAUCCCAGCCUUCGGUGGGGGCAUCAUCUUCCCAGGUGAAACCCAUCAUCUUCAUAAGGGUUUGUAGCAGGCUCUUUUCACAGGAGCUCUAAUACCCUCAACCACCUGGGGCAGGUAGAACUAGUACCCCUGAUGAAGACACCAGCUCAGAGAGGUCAGGUGACUCCCAGGGUCCUGGCCAGGAGUCUCUGUCUGGGUAGCCCUACAGCCUGUCACACCACACCACACCACACCACCCCCAUCUCUGUUUCCCGAAAGUGGGGGCGGGGAGCUGGGCUCCUGGCUAUGGGCCCCACGGCUGUUAGCGGGCUGAAUGAGCCACCUUAUCGAAGCAGGCCUCUCCCCUGCACGCCCUGACUUAUCCUCAGUCUCUGUCUCCUCCUUUCAUCCCGCCCUGUGACACUCCGAACACCCCCGUCUCUGGCCAAUCAGGUUCUGUCAAAGCGGCGCCGUACUGUCCGUCGGUGGGGAUUCUUAGGAGAUGAUUCAGCCCUGUUUGAGCAGAGCCCGCCCUGCUCAGCUUGUCCAGAGACAUUCGUAAGUGCAUUUGCACGAUUCCAAUGAUGAACUUCAGUUUCCAGUCCCCUCAGCCGGUCUGGCUCUUCUCCACGAUCCUUCCUCACCAGGAGGAACCCGUUCCCUUCCUUACUCUCCCAUCAGGUGUGUCAGCCCGGUUCAUGAGUGAGCCACAGGCAAGCAUCGUACACACAGGAAUCCUGGCAUCUUUCAAGGCCUGGGAUCUCAGGUGGUUGCUUUCUCUCUGGUUCUCGCUGGCCCUUCAUGUAAAGCACUCAGAGUUUGAGGGACCUGGGCUUGCUUGCUCCGAAGCCAUUUUCUGGGACUGUUCUCUUGGUCAGAUACAAGUGCCCUGCCCCCCACCCCCACCUGCAGAUGCUGCUCCCUCCAGUCUCUGCGGAGUUAGAACUUGGCCUGCAGCAGAUGUUCACUCCACGGUGGUACUUGGCAAAGUUUGCUCGCGGCUAAAACUUCUAAAUUAAGCUGUCUUUCUAAUCCCAGGGCAUUGGUACAGAUUACAGGUGAACUGUAAAAUUGAGUCCAUCAGCCCACCUUUCCUUUCUAAAACCUUUUCUAAAGUGAAUCUUUUAAGUAGGACUGUACCUAUAAUACCAAACUCUGGUCACACACAUCUUGCCUCCCCGACUGCUGAAGAGUGGCUGAGCCCCUUCUCCAAUAAAAGUUCGAGGUGCUGUAGCAGUUUACUGAUGCCUGAGUACUGACAUCUGCUGCUUUUCCCAUCACCUGCCAAGUUGUUAAUGCCAUCAGAAUAUCAGCCAGCCUUACUGGUGUUUAAUGAGACACGGCUCCAUUCUCACUCAGCUGAGGUGUCUGAGCAAAAAUGUCCCUGAUAGUCUCCCAGAUCAACAGCUGGCUUCAAGCAGAACACUUCCCUCCCCGAAGACCGUCGCUGCAUUUGCUGGGGCUCCUUCCUCCCCCUCCCCGCCCAGCGGUUCUCGUUGCAGCCAGCUGGGCCAAGUUCCUCCUCUGGCCAAGGCCUGGCUUCAUUAAUUCUUUUUUUUUUUUAAUAUUACAAAGUCACUGGUGCAAAAUAGACAAAUCAGUAAAAUAAGCCAGAAACAGACCCUAUUCUAAGUAAGAAGGAGGUGAUUUUCAAAAGAAAUCACAAACCAUCAAAGAAGAGCAUGCAGGAGCAUGCAAUUAACUAAUGUGGAACCACCUGGUUAGUAAUUUGAAGAAGGAAAUACGUCUAAUUUUAGAUCCUGUUUCAUACUAUACUUCAGAACCAAUUCCAGAUGAAUUUUUUAAGGCCAUAUAAGAACUAGAGAUGGAGCGGGAGUACUGUGAUAAAAGAAAGACCUUUCCAAGUCUUUAGAAGCAACAAAGGAAUUUCCCAGAUGACAAGGUUUAACAUUUCCAAGUAUACUCACCUGGCCUGUACCUAAUUAAUAGGACUAAUGGGACUACUUCAAAGAAAAUGGUAAAAGUUAAAAGGCGAAACAACAUGGGGAAAAAAUAAUUACAGCAGACUGUAUCA